Molecule: messenger RNA, 1847 nt
Organism: Drosophila kikkawai
Lineage: Eukaryota; Metazoa; Arthropoda; Insecta; Diptera; Drosophilidae
Gene: wa-cup
Product: walker cup
Molecular function (GO): protein binding
Source: RefSeq, a predicted model, not a curated record
ACAACACAACUUGUUUUUUAUACUACUGUUUCUAAUUUUUGUUGUUUUAUUGAGAUCUCUGAUAUUAUAAAAACAAGCCAUGUCCACCCGUUUGAGCGUAUCCGAAAGCCUCCAGGUACCGGCGGCCGCAGUGAAACCGCACCUGCGGCCCUGGGAAAUAGCUGCGUGGUCUCCGGACCGCCAGGCCAGCAUCCACUCUGACUGGGGCAUGUUUUUCUCCCGCCAGCGCAGAUUCUCAACCGCCCUCGGCUAUGUGGAUAACUCCUUGGAUCUUGAGCCCUUCAACGCGAGGGCUCUUGUGCGCCGAAGCCAACUGAAGCGGACAAUGGGUCUGGCGCCGGAGGCUUUGAAGGAUUGUGCCAAGGCUGAAGAUCUGCUGCUGCGUCGGCAGCCACCGGUCAUCAGUCCGCACAUCAGCUUGGAGGUUAGCGACGCUCUCUACGAGUCGAAUCGGCUGGAGGACACCAAGAUGAAGCUGCACGGCCACCUGAGGCGAUUUAGCUCAGUUCAAGCCAUAGCCGCCGCCAAACGUCUGAAUGUGCUGGGUGAGAACUACCAUGACGUCUUGUCAGACGAAACUACGAUUCCAGUUCAGCGGAUGGUCAAACGAAUGAUGGAUAGACUGGCUAAUCAGCCCAAGGAAGUCAAGGAUACCUGCGAUGUGGUCAGCAUAACGGAGAAAGAGGAAAGACAUCUGUCUCCACUGGAAAAAGCCCGACGCGAUCGGUAUUUCAAGAUUUAUAGUGCGACAUAUCUGAACAAAGCCUGGGUGGAUGUGGAAUUUCUGAAGAAGCUUCGAAGCGAUCCCAAUGUGCAUCCAGAACACUGGAAAGAGUCAUCAGUGCACUUGAAGAAAUUGUUGGAAUCCAACUACAAGUCAGCGCGAACUCUGACGAAAAUGUUGCACACCCGGUGUCCCAUGUACGCCCUACAUCAGCAAAAGUAUCCCAACGAGGCGUUGUACAACAAGCAAAAGGACGAAAACCUAUACCGUAUCCAGCACCAAACGAGAAGGAAUAUUUACAAGAUCCUGCGCACCAUUCGACUGCUGAUACGAGCUGGUGAGCUCGAUAAGCUGACAGUGUUUAUUGAAGGGGUCAUGGGCGACUACGUCACCACCAAAACACAGCGCCUAAUGCCGUGGAAAUUUGAAUUCACUAAUGAGGUCUACAACUACCUGGGUCUGGCCCGCAUUAAUGAAUACAAAACUCCCAGCAAAAUUAGUGUUCAGCAGGGUAGACAACGUCUGUUGGCCCUUUUUAGAUUGCCAAAUAAGAAUACGAAAGCCGAAAAUACGAAGCGACCAAACACGCUGAAUAUACCGAGAUCCGAUACAACAGACCCCAAGGCAGAGAAGUUUAUGAAACAAGCAGCCCGAUUGGAGAAUCGCAUGCGAUUCGCUGAGUAUCCCCUGGAACGCGCCUAUCUGCUACACGAGCUGGCUCAGGCGCACCUCGAAUACAAUUCAUUCGAUGCAGCCUGCUCCAUGGCCCGCCGGGCCCUGGAUGAGGCUGAUCAGUGCAAUAGUGAUGUGUGGAGCUUCCUGAGUCUGAUGGUCAUAUGCAAGUCACACGCGAUUCUGGGCAAGGUCGAGCGCCUAAAAGAUACCUUGGCCGAGGCCCUUUCGCUGGCCAAGAAGAUGAAGAACCUGAACCUGUGCCUGUUCAUAGAGAUCUGCAUCAGAGUUAAUUUGGAGGAGAUGGAUCUGAAAAGGCUGACCAGCAUCGAGUGGGGCUCGAAGAGGCAUAGGUCCAGCGGGUUACUGCUUACGGAGGGUGAGGAUCGCGACCAAAUUGCCUAGAUAAAGUGCAAGGAAUGCAUCUGCGCAAUGGAGAAAGCGUUCUUGA